Carassius auratus (goldfish) is the source of this 659-nucleotide messenger RNA. It is a transcript of the gene ifnphi2, whose product is annotated as interferon phi 2. Gene Ontology annotation, cellular component: extracellular region. Gene Ontology annotation, molecular function: cytokine receptor binding. The record is from RefSeq and is a predicted model, not a curated record. Gene Ontology annotation, biological process: defense response. The transcript is spliced from 5 exons. The coding region runs from base 111 to 659 and encodes 182 amino acids. Lineage: Eukaryota; Metazoa; Chordata; Actinopteri; Cypriniformes; Cyprinidae.
AAAAGGUUUCAACACCGUUUGUGACCGAGUGCUAUUUUACAGCUCUUUUAAUUUUUGACUUUUUGCCUAAUCGUUCGGAUCUUUUUGGUUUUUGGCUUCAAACAAAUAUAAUGACACUUUGGAAAUGUAUCGCUCUGCUGUGUCAAUUUCUUUUUUUCGCCCAGAUUUGUUCAAUGCCAACAAAAUGCACUUUGCGGCGGGACCUGGUGAAAAAAACUCACAAACUACUUGAGAAUAUGGGAGGUCUUUUUCCUCGUAAAUGCUUGAAAGAAAACGUCGUAAUAACCUUCCCGACAUCUGCACUGCAAUCAAAUGACUCCAGUCAGAACAUCGGCGUAGCAAAGGCAAUCUAUAAGAUCAUGGAGCACACUGACUACCUGUUUGCGAACGAUAGUCAUCCACAAUCCUGGAACCAGAAGAAAGUGGUGGAUUUCCAAGACAUAGUUUAUCGUUUUACUGACGAGUACACAUGUAUUAUGAGGAGAGAGCAGCGACCCGUGGAUGAUUUUCCCACAAGAGAAGGUGCACUGAAAACCUACUUUGAUAAACUGGCCACUCUCCUCAGAAACAAGGACUACAGUUACUGUGCAUGGGAGGUGGUUCGAAAGGAGCUCCUGCGUGUUCUUACAUUGACGCUUAAACUUGUGUCUUUUACUUAA